This is a messenger RNA of Osmia bicornis bicornis, 4085 nucleotides long. It is a transcript of the gene GlyS, whose product is annotated as glycogen [starch] synthase. The coding region runs from base 263 to 2347 and encodes 694 amino acids. Gene Ontology annotation, molecular function: alpha-1,4-glucan glucosyltransferase (UDP-glucose donor) activity. The transcript has 12 exons. Gene Ontology annotation, biological process: glycogen biosynthetic process. The record is from RefSeq and is a predicted model, not a curated record. Gene Ontology annotation, cellular component: cytoplasm. NCBI's taxonomy places the organism in Eukaryota, Metazoa, Arthropoda, Insecta, Hymenoptera, Megachilidae.
UAUCUCGUGCCAUCUGUGGUUGCGACAGAAAUACAAGCAAUGUGUUUAUCAGUGAAUCGUCGAAGAUUCAUCGUCGGGUUCAAAGUAGGGCAAGAAGCCGACUCGAGCCCCGUUGAGCCCUUGUGACCUUUCGUAGUUUGUGGUGACCUUCACGCGAGGUUGACUGUGGAGCUGCUCGUACAUCCAUCUACUUCUCCUCUUCGUCUUUUCCCUUUUCUAUUGUGAAACAUUAUUACAAGGAGAAACCUUAAGAGCCAGCAAAAUGUCAAGGGAACGUGUAUCUAGAAGAUUUUACCGUAUGGACAGUAGUAAUGAUUUACUUGAAUUUAUGGAUCGUGGAUACAGUGCACAACAUGAAAAUAGAUGGAAUUUUGAAGUUGCAUGGGAAGCUGCCAACAAAGUUGGGGGUAUAUACACAGUAAUAAGGUCCAAAGCUUUUGUUUCAACUGAGGAAAUGGGAGAUCAGUAUUGUCUUAUUGGUCCAUACAAAGAAACUUCAGCUAGAACUGAAGUUGAGGAAGCAGACUUUCCAAAUAACAAUCCAUUGCACUUAGCUGUUCAAGUUUUACGUGAUCAAGGAUUUAAAGUGGUAACAGGAACAUGGCUGGUUGAUGGAAAUCCACAAAUAAUUCUCUUUGAUAUCGGAAGUGCAGCAUGGAAGCUGGAUGAAUACAAGCAAGAAUUAUGGAACACAUGUCAUCUUGGUAUUCCUCACCUCGAUAUAGAGGCGAACGAUGCCGUUAUUCUCGGUUAUCUCGUUUGCCAAUUUAUCACUGAAUUUAGAAAAGCUGCAGAGGGAUACUCAGAUGUUCCACCACGUGUAGUCGUACAUUGUCACGAAUGGCAAGCUGGUGUCGGUUUAAUUGCAUUAAGAACUAGACACGUGGAUGUAGCUACGGUUUUCACUACGCACGCUACGCUUCUUGGUAGAUAUCUUUGCGCGGGAAAGACUGACUUUUAUAAUAAUUUAGAUAAGUUUAAUGUCGAUGAAGAGGCAGGAAAGCGACAAAUUUAUCACAGAUACUGUAUGGAACGUGCGGCUACGCACUUAGCGCACAUAUUUACGACUGUUUCGGACAUAACAGGUUUCGAGGCCGAACACUUGUUGAAACGGAAACCAGAUAUAAUUACGCCAAAUGGUCUGAACGUGAAGAAAUUCGCGGCAAUACACGAAUUUCAAAACUUACAUGCUGUUAGUAAAGAAAAAAUACACGAAUUUGUUAGAGGACACUUCUAUGGUCAUUAUGAUUUUGACCUGGAUAAAACUUUAUACUUUUUUAUUGCUGGACGUUAUGAAUUUGGAAACAAAGGAGCCGAUAUAUUUAUCGAAGCUUUAGCCCGAUUAAAUCAUUACUUAAAAUCAUCUAGACCUGAUACCACUGUGGUGGCUUUUCUUAUUUUCCCAGCGCGCACCAAUAAUUUUAAUGUAGAAUCGUUACGAGGUCAUGCUGUUACCAAAUCAUUGAGGGACACGAUUAACGACAUACAACAAAAGAUAGGAAAACGUAUGUACGAGUUGUGUCUUUCUGGUCGCAUGCCUGAUGCGCAAGAUCUUUUACAAAAAGAAGACACUAUCAAAAUUAAACGGUGUUUGUAUGCUCUACAGAGAAACGGACUACCCCCAAUUACUACCCACAACGUGAUCGAUGACUGGAACGACCCAGUUUUAAAUUCUAUCAGAAGAUGCAAUCUUUUUAAUACAGUUAAUGAACGAGUUAAGAUAGUAUUUCAUCCAGAAUUUUUAUCAUCGACAAAUCCGUUAUUCGGUCUCGACUAUGAAGAAUUUGUAAGAGGGUGUCACUUGGGAGUCUUCCCCUCGUAUUACGAACCCUGGGGCUACACUCCAGCGGAAUGUACAGUUAUGGGUAUUCCUAGUAUAACUACGAAUCUAUCUGGUUUUGGAUGCUUUAUGGAGGAACAUAUAGCCGAUCCAAUGAGUUACGGUAUUUACAUCGUGGAUAGAAGAUUCAUUGGUCUGGAGAAUAGCGUUCAACAACUUGCUCAUUACAUGUUCGACUUUGCACGACUCAGUCGCCGGCAGCGUAUCAUUCAAAGAAAUCGUACGGAACGUCUCAGCGAUCUUCUUGAUUGGAGAAACCUUGGCAUCUAUUACCGUCAAGCCAGAAUCCGAGCUUUGAUAGCCGUGUAUCCGGAAUUAACUUCUGAGUACGCUGAAGGUGGAGUAGGUCGUUUCAGUUAUCCCAGGCCUAUCAGCGAGCCGCCAUCGCCCUCUUCUUCCAGACACACUACUCCUGCUGCCUCGGUUCACGGUUCCGACGACGAAGACGAAGACGAAGUUGACGAAGAGAAAGAGCUGGCGGAAUUGCGUCAAACAAAUGGCAGAUAAAUGUUAGAAUAAUGAAAAACUUAGCAUGGUAAACGAUAACUCACAUUAGAUGAAGACGUGGAGACUUUGCAAUAAUAGUGCCAACAAUUUGAUCAGUAUGGUCAGAUCCUCCAUGAAAAGUUAAUUUUUAAGCUACUCAUUGUAUUUCAUUCUUGCCUUUGCUCGUCAUAUUAUCCUUUUGUUACUUCUAUAACGACAGAUUUGCGAAAAAUUCAAUCACAACAAAAUAACUGUAUGUACAACCAGUAUUUAAACGCGACACUCAAAAUCGUUACAAGUAAGUCUUCCACGAAUCAUGCACCCCGCGUUUUGAAAUAGUAAUAUUGUUGUAUUUUGAGAACUAUAUUUGAUGUUAUAUAUAUGCGUAUAUUUACCCAGUGUUCCUAUUAUAUGUAGAGGCAGCUAUAUUUUUGUGAGAAUUAGCGCGCGAAGAAAAGCUACUCAUGAUUUUUAAUUCUCGAAACACCACGAUGAUCUACCACUCCUCCUUUGUGAUUCCUAUGGGUUGAUCUUAUUGUUUUCUGAAAAUGAAACUUUCGAACGCCCUCAACAAUUAUCGGCGACUUAAUCAAUUUGUAAGAAUUAUUAUAUUAUUAAUUAUUAACGUAAUAUACAAAACAAAGUGCUAAAAAGUUACAUUCUCUUUUGCGGCGAAAUCAUUACAUUUGGCAUUUCACGAUUACCAAAACUGUCUUGUCUUCUGCAAAAAAAUUGUUCAAAUAAAUAUGUACAUGAUUCAGAAACGAACAACAUACUACAUAACAAUACGCCUUAAUAAUAACAAGUACAACAAUAUACAAAGCCAGUAAAUCAACAUUUUUUUUUUUUGCGAUCAAGUUAAAAGUAUUUCAAUGUCUUUGAUGGUUAUUACACAUGAGAGAGAGAGAGAUAAAGAGAUAGUGAAAUUUUGGAAUGGUUCAUUACCACGUGAAGCUAGGUAAACACGAGGGGAUGCAUAUGAGAUGAGAUUCGACAUUCGUUCCAUCCUUUUACGUACGCCUUCACGGUUAACAACGACGAUGUAUCAUUACAAAAAUCCUGACAUCUAAUAUAAAACGUUCGAAUUUCUAAAAUACACGAUGAUGAUAUAUUAAACGCGAUCGACACCUUCACCGUCGAAGCCAAGCGUAGGCUUCGAUUUUCUAAAACGAUCAGGUUCAACGGCAUAGCCAUUGUUAGUUUCUGUAACACUAGAAGCGAUAAUCGAUACCUUUUUGAUCUUACUUAUCGGCCUGAUCGUCGGAAAGAAAAAACAAGCGGCAAAGGUGUCGAUCCGUAUCAUGCAGGAAUAACGUCACCUUCAUAAAAAAAAUUAUUUCUCGCGCCAAAAAAGAAUAUACGAAGAACAACGGAACACAAUAGUACUUUCAAUUAAGAAGAGAAGCGAAAAAGAGAAAGAAAUUCUGUAAAGCAAUACUGAAUUACAGUUAGUCAUAAGAUUGUUUUUAACCUAGUUGUCUUAUAAAUUAUAUAACCGAUAAGAGACAGUUUAGAUUCGCGUAAAGGAUACUAAAGAUAUGUUACACGUGUAUCAACAAGAAUUAAUUCGUACGCCUAGGAAAGCAGUAUACGUAAACGAUGCUGGUUAAACCUAAAUGGCACGUUUUAUACAAUUACAUACAGAAUCUGAGAACUUUACACAACAAAGGACAAUGGAGAAAGUAACUACGAUUUAUAUAAAAAAAAAAAGAACCGACAAACGAAAUCACGUGUGUUUGUAAUAAAAUCGUUACUAAUA